Molecule: messenger RNA, 3084 nt
Organism: Rhagoletis zephyria (snowberry fruit fly)
Lineage: Eukaryota; Metazoa; Arthropoda; Insecta; Diptera; Tephritidae
Product: arginine/serine-rich protein PNISR
Source: RefSeq, a predicted model, not a curated record
AUAAAACUUAGUGGCAUCACUAUAAAACCUACUUAUUUUCGCCAAAUGCCAGAAAAACUAUAUCCAGAGUCAUUUUCCUUGGAAAAAAUGGCGUGUUGUUAAAAAAAGUAAAAGUUUUUCGUUGAAUUUAGCAAAAAAACAAAUAUUUAAAAAAGUGAAAAUUUCCUGAAUCGAAACGUAGAGCAAUGUACUCAGCCGGUGAUUCCAGUAGUGACGGCCUCAGUGGCCUAAAUCAAUUCGCUAGCAUGAGUGGGCCGAUAGAUUGGGCAGCCAUGGCGCAGCAAUGGAUCCAGAUGCAUGAUACUGGUAAUCUUAUGCCCGAUGCUCCACCUCCGCCCAACAUCAGUAACAGUUUUCAUGACACAAAUACGGCAAAUAAAAAUGUCGCAACUCGGCCAGUGACAACUACAGCGAAGAAAUCGUUCGAUGAAAAGGGGGAAGCUGAUAUGGAAAUGGAUGAUGAAGAAAAUGCGAGGCGUGGGGAUACGCCACCACCACCAGCGCCAUCGAUGCAACUUGGAAAAAAUAGAGAACAAGCGAUUAUGCAAUCACAGGCACCAUGGUAUAUGCAACACCAAAGUCAAGUUGCGGGUUCACCAAUCGAUGGAAAUUUUAUUGGUGCUGACAUAGGUAAUAACAGCAAAAUCACACCAGCAGCGCCACAAUGGAAUGCCACCGUUUGGCCACCUCGUAUGAACUUGCCGCCUCCUAUUGCUGGAUCAAUAUUAAAUAGUGCGAUAAAUGAUUCCGUAACGAAUCCAACAGCACACAUACCAUCACUACUAAAAAUUAAUGUGCCAAACCCAAACACAGUAAAGAUGAUGACACCCAACGUCGAAGAACAAAAUAAUACAGCUGCUGCGGUAGACGCUAAGAAGAGAAAAAUGCUUCCAGCUUGGAUUAGGGAAGGGUUAGAAAAAAUGGAACGUGAAAAACUGAGACAACUAGAAAGGGAGCAGAGCAAAAGACGUGAAGAGCCAAGUGGUAGUGAUUCCAGCAAUUUCACAGGGUCUGUAGGUAUUGCCGGUGAUGCAAUGCACACGGUAAACAUAAAAUAUAAACAAUCUGCGGAGAACGAUAUGUCAGGUAACGAGGAUGAACCAGAAGUAGAGGACUUCGAUGGUGUAGCUAUCGGCGAUGAAACUUUAGUGAUGCCUCAAAAAACUGCAAAAGGCGACGAAGGCAGUGACAAUGAGCACGAAACGGAUAACGAGAAUAACACUGAACAACGCACUUAUAUGGGUAAAAGAAGCUAUGAAGAUAGACUAUCUGACCUGAUGAUAGUGGUGCGAACAACACUAACUGAACUCCUGUUGGACGUUACAAACCAAGAGAUCGCAAACUUGGCGCAAGAAGCUGUAAACGCGCACAAAGCCAAAGCAACAUCAGCCCAAGUGAUCCGUAAAAGCGCACUGUCUUCCAUAACCGGCAAAUUGGGCUUAGCAGCAUACGACGAUUCUACAGGUGAUGAAAGCAGCGACACGGACGAUGAAACAUCCGCUGAUAAUGAUACCAACAAUGAUUCCGAGGAGGAAAUUAAGGCUUCAAUACGUGCGAAACGGCGUGCUUUUGCUAAAGUAACCGAUGAAAUUGAGGAGCGUAUAGCAGCCAACGCCGCGCGAGAAGAACAGAAAUUGAAGUAUUACUGCUUGCUAGAAAAACGAGAGGAGGAGGACGAAGAAUUAAAGGAUAAUGCAGCAGGCGAAGCUGGGCAGAGCGAUGAUGCCGCGAUAUGGUCGUCCUCGUCGUCAGCCAUGACAAGCACAGUUAGUAAAUCUUACGAAAGGGAUUUCGGUGAGGCAACUGAAUCAAAGUUACAACAUUCAAACGGCAAGCGACAGAGAGAUCGCAGCUCGCGUAAGGAACGUACAACUCGAUUUAGUGAUAACAAAGACUCAAAAGGCGCCGCAGCAGUUGCUGCCACAUAUAUAUCUAACAUGCAUAACGCAAAUGCUAAUCCAAGUGGCAGCGUGGUCUUCCCUAUCGGAACGACGGCAGCAACGUCCUUGGUGCCAGUGGCAGGAACUACGAUCAGUGCGUCGUCCUCAAUAUCCGCAAUGCCACAUGAAAGUCCUCAUAUCGCUUACAACAUAGCCAAUGCGGCAUUUAUUGAAGAUGGUGAUGGAGUCUCGAUGCUAAAUAAAAAUUUAUUAAAUGCCGCUGAGGCUGCGUAUGAGAAAGCCACAAAGGGUCGUCGUGCAAGUAGUAGCCGUUCGUCAGUAUCACGCUCGGAAAGAGAGCGUAGCCAUCGUAGUAGUCGAUAUGAUCAUAGAGACAGCGAAAGUGACCGUUAUCGAGACCGCGAACGUGAACGUGAGCGGAAACGCAAAAGCUAUCAUGAGCACGAACGUGAACGUGAACGGGAACGUGAACGCGAUCGAGAAAAGGAGCGUUAUGGUGACACCAAACGGCGUAAGCACAAAGCGAGACAUUCUAGCGAUGAGGAUGAUGACGCUGCAGUGGAUGAUAACAAAAAUAUAUCACAAUCCUCUUCAGGUGAUACAGAUACGUCAAGUACAACUUCGACCAGCACAUCUUCGACAUCACACCACUCAAGUCACUACAGUCGCACAUCAGCAACGGUAGAGUCCAAGCAUCGGCGCGAACAUGAGUAUGAACGGAGUGAACGCCGUGGCGAACGAAGUGAUCGCAGUCACAGAAAUGACCGCAGCAGAAGCCAAAGUCGCGGGCGUCAUCGAAGUCAUCAUAGCAGUCAUCGCCACUCGAGCCUUGAAGAUGACUAUGAUAAUGACAGCCGCCUUCGGCAUUCAUCUUCGCGACACAGCUCGUCGAGAAAACGUUCGCGUUCUAGAUCACGUUCCACAUACUCAUCUUCCUCGCAUUGGCGCAGGCGUUAGCUCCACUGCGAAACUAUUGCAUAACUUUUAAUUAUAUAGAGAAGAAAUCGCAUAUUUUCUCCAUUAUAUAAUAUUUUUUUUUACUGUAUUAUGAUCAAACAUUUUUCCCUAUAGGUAAAAUAUGUGUGUUUUUUUAGUUUUCUUUCUAUGUUUAUUAACAAAAAAGCGGUAAAUAUUAUUUAAGACAACAUUGUCUAGCAAAGUGUAUUCAAUAUGCAAAUUUUUU